Tetranychus urticae (two-spotted spider mite) is the source of this 1782-nucleotide messenger RNA. RefSeq names its product tRNA methyltransferase 6 non-catalytic subunit (gene Trmt6). The record is from RefSeq and is a predicted model, not a curated record. Gene Ontology annotation, cellular component: tRNA (m1A) methyltransferase complex; nucleus. Gene Ontology annotation, biological process: tRNA methylation. NCBI's taxonomy places the organism in Eukaryota, Metazoa, Arthropoda, Arachnida, Trombidiformes, Tetranychidae.
AACCACGCCUACCGGUGGUGUUUAAUUCGCAAAAUUCAAUUUUUGUUGUCACGUUUUCCAACAAUCUCAUAAAAUUUUGCUUUAUAAUAUAAAUUUUAUAUUUAGUUUAUCUCUUCUCUACUUUGUCAUUCGUUAAAACAUAUGCGAGUUUAAUAAUUUUGUUAAUGAAAUCAGUACUUGGCAUAAAAAAGCUUAAGACUUUUGACUAUAAAAUACGAUAAGCGGUCUUCUAGAUUUGAAAAUGGCUGCUGACACCUUAGCUGAAGAAAAUCUUGAUACUAUCAAGAUGGGAGAUUAUGUGAUUUUAACGACACUUUUGGGUAAAAAAGUUUUUAGAUUGGCUAAAGUGGAGGAAACUGGAGAUGUUUAUUUCAAAAAAGAACGAAUCAAUUUGAAAACUCUUAUUGGUGCUCAAUAUAACUCUAUUCAUCGUCUGGAUCGAAGUACCCGAACGUUAAAACAUGCUGGUCUAACUCAAGAACAGCUGCGUGAAAUUCUUGAUGUUAGCUUCACUUUCACUGAGUUAAAUGUGGAUGAUGAAUCAAAGGAUAAUCGUUUAAUAAAUGAUGACGGGCUGGCUCAAAAGCUAGACAGAGAUGAUAUUGAGUCACUGAAAAAUCAAGGAAUGUCUGGUGAUGUUAUCAUAAAGACUUUAGUUGAGAAUAGCAAUACUUUUAAAGAAAGAAAUGUUUUUUCUCAAGAGAAAUAUUUGAAGAAAAAACAAGCCAAGUAUUCAAAUUUAAUAAGAGUGCUUAAGCCAAAUCCAACUUUACUGACUGAAAUGUAUUAUUCACAAGGGCCGAUGAAGAUCAACAAUUUACGAAUAGAUUCAUUGGCUCAAAUGUUGACUGCAUGUAAUGUUCGUUCUGGAGCUAAAUUCAUGGUAGUUGAUACCAAUAUGGGAUUAUUAACAGCUGCAAUAAUUGACCGACUAGCUGGUCAUAGUUCAAUGUUCACUUCUUCUGCUUCUAGAGACUAUGGUGAAUGUAUCCAAAUUUAUUUAGACGAUGCUCCUGUUUCGAGUUGGAGACAAUCAGUUGAUGCAUUGAAUUUAAGUCCUGCGGUUAUUGAUAGAUGUCUGUCGGCAAUAAAUAUAAAAAAACUUUACAAAUGGGAAUUCGAUAACGAUACAAAACCUAAAGAUGAGCUAGAUACCGAGAUUGAAACUAAAGAAGACAUAACUCCUAUCGAACCAAAGGAAGUGGACGAGAGUUCCAAUGUAGAUGAACCUGAAUAUAAAAAGCAGAGACUAGACGAAAAGACAAAGAGAAAAGCAACUCGUAUCAAAGAGGAAAACAGAGCAAUUGAUGCUCUAAAAAACAAAGACAUGGAUGGAUUGUUAAUUGUUACUCGUAAUCAUGACCCAACCAAUAUAUUAACUUUUUUAAUACGAUUUCUAGGAAUUGCCCAACCGUUUGCUGUUUUCAGUCUCUCCAUUGACCCUUUGAUAUCCUGUUAUCAAAGUUUAAAAGGUAUAGCAAUAAAUUCUAGAAUAACUGAGACUUGGUUUAGAAAUUAUCAAGUUUUGGAUUCACGGACAAGGCCUGAAAUGAAUAUGUCAGGAUCUGGAGGUUAUCUUUUAACCGGAAUCAAAGUUGACUUCCAAUGACAUCUACGAAAAUAGGUGCCACUUUUACUUUUACUGCUGUCAAACCUUUAAUAAUGUCACUUCGUGAGAUUAGCAUUUGAGCUAUUUUUCUAUAAUAUUUCGGGGAAAUAGCUUUUCUACGAAUCUUAUUUUGUAAAAAAAAUAAAUUUAAUUUUUUGAUUUUUGACCCUCAA